AACGGAGGGAUACAGCACCCUUGGACAGAUGUCGAGCAAUAAACAUUAGCCAUUGAGUAGCCCACUGUGACUGCUGUCUACUGCGUGCCAAUUAUCGUCCGUUUAAUGCCCAGUCGCCAUCUGCUGGUUAUCGCCUACCGUGAAGAUCUUUCGCACGAUAGAUAGUUGCUAUUGCUAAACGACUAUACAGCCAGCGACAAACAGUCCAUUUUUGCUUGGUAAAUGUUGCGCUGAGAAAACGUUGCCACCGCUAGUUGUCAAAGACCUUUUUAGAACCAGAAACGAAGGAAAACUAGCGGCAAGCUGGAAUAACUGGUGCUCGUGCUCGCAACAGGCUCCCUUCGGUCUCAUCUAUUGAUCGCUGUUGUUCUUAACGUUAACGGUAACUAGUUCUAUCGUGAAUAAUCGAGCUUUGCUGAUGAAUCGCAUUGGAAACGAUAUCAAUUUAGCGUCUAAUCUGUACAAUGCAUCAGCGCGUUGACAGGCCACGACCGCUGAAGAAAAUGAGGAGAUUUAUUGAGGUGUCGACGUUUUUGCUAGUGGUGACAAUAGAAUUAGGCUCAUGCAUAGAGGAUACUGCGAAAGCUGGAAGCGGGCCAACGCUACAAUCUGGGGGUCGUCGCCGUAAGGAUCCAACAGCUGAUUUGCCUGACUUUUCACGCGAUGAGCUUUUAGCAAUCCUUGACCUCAUUGAAAAGUCUGGAGAUCCUUCUGGAAAAUCGCCUGUUAACUCGCCAACCAAACGUCCGGAUUCUGUGCAUUUCCCACCACAUCACCCCAUAGAGACGCCAACAAUCGAACCUCGCAUGCCUUCAGAUCUUGUUACUCCUGACCCAUCGAAGCCCUUUGCACCUGAGCUUCCUUUUAGACCGCAUCCUGCGCCGACUGCAGACCCCGCCUUUUAUCCAACACCAGCUGUACCAACUCCAACCGUGCCACAGUAUCCGCUGCAACCAACUCCACCAAAUUAUCCUGCACCGCCGCCACCGACAACGCCCAAACCUAAGAAGAGUUUUCUGGAUAAGUUAAUUCGCGGCUUCAUGAAAAUUAUCAGUCCCCAGGCAGGAGUAAAUAGCCGAUCAGCCGUUUCAAGUAGUCAGGGACCUCCGAACUUCUUUGCCAGUUUCCUUCAACAGCUGCAGCAGACUUAUCAGAAUUCACAGCAACUGGGGGCCCAACAGGGAACGUUUGCGGCUUCGACCCAGGCAGCAAUCCUCGAUAACUUAGUAAAACGCCUUCAAGACCAAGAUAACGAGGGAAGCCAGUUCGUAGUCAAUCUCGUGCAGACGCUGAAAUCUAAUAAAAAUCCGGUAAAUUCUGAUACAGCUAGUGGUCCCGUCAACGCGCGUACCGGCGGCCAAGCCGAACAAUUACUUGGUGCGCUUCUCAGAGGAAUUGGCAGCCAGCAAAGUCAAGAUACCCAGAACGGUCAGGGAGGCGGGAAAAAUUUUCUUCAAACAUUCCAAAGGGAGCUGUUUCGUUCGUACAAUCCUUCGGCUGGACCGACAGCGCAAAAGUCUGCGACUGAUGUCCUACUUGACAGCUUUAAACAAUUUCUUCAAAAUGCAUAACGUGUUGGAUCUACCUAACCUUUUGGUUCACAAACUGGGCAAUCCGACGAAUGGCAGUACUUGAUGUUUGGAUUACCUCCUAAAGGGUUUAAAGCUUGCCUAAGUUGCUAUGUUUAGACUACUUUAGUGCAAUGCUAUUUAUGCAGAUUUAGUUUUGAAUGGCUUAAAGAGUGAAGUGUACAUUUGUGCACGAGAAAUAAACCUUUGAGUUCUGAGACAAUGUUUACUCUGGAGGAAAGCGCAGUAUAAAUACCGUGUCUGAUAAGUUGAUCAUAGCUCUAACGUAUCCGCGUGACCGGUUCAGUUUUGCGAAAAACUUUUUUUUUUAAAAAACUAAAACCUUUUUGACGUGUCCCUCGCACUUUGCACGUGUUUUUAGGGGUACAGGUAAUAAUUAAAAAAAUAACGGGUCGUUGAAGAAGUAUUGAUCGUUUUUAAGCUAACAUAGUAAGUAUUAUUUUCAACCAUAGAAAUAGAAGCUUUUGUGGUUUAAAAUAAUACUACUAAAUUCUAUACAACCUAUGAUAUCCUAACAUUCGUGACAACCUAAUUUUUUUUUAUUAAGGAUUAAUUUUUAUGAGCUAGCCGAAAAAUUGCGACAUAUAUAUUUACAUUCCUCUGUUGAAAUUAUGUUAACACCAUCAAAGAAGUUCAGCAGAGGCUGGACCACAUAAUAUUCUCGUACUGCAAGACCCAGGCUAUACAGCAGAUAUAUUCAAAUUUCCCAUGCAAGUUCUAUCAUUUUUUUUGCCGCGGAGCGCCUUGUUUGGCGUCAGUCUGAGCUUUGCCACGAGGCACGCUUUUUUUUUUCUUGCACACGAUUCUUGUGAUCCACUUUUCAUAACCCGUGAUUAACUGCGUCAGAAAUGGCCUGGCUUUCGCAAUUCGAUCUAUGAUUAGGUAAGUUCUUUUGCGUUAACAUUCAGACAUCGAAUUUUCUCUUGUAGCCAACUUUAAAUGAUAUGAUCAGAAACGAUUUCGUAUUGGAAAUUUUGUCUUUUAGCUGCUCUCAGCUGUCGCAAGUUUCUGUAACUAGUCGAUUAUUAUGAGAAACAUUUUUCAUAUGGAAAUUUUCAGAACAAGAGCACUGAUAUUAUCUCUGAGUUCAAUAACGCUUCGUAAUCAUGAACAGCACAAAUGCUUCAUUUAGUAUUCUAAAUACGCUCCGUGUGUAUAUUCAUUUUCGAAAUGGUAUGGUUUGCAAUUUACUGAUUUCGUAUUUUCUGAAGUUAAAAUUAAAUAUAUUUUGACAAAGGCUGUAGUAUUAUAAGUUACUUUAUUGGUAGUUUGUGUUUCAAUUAGUUUCUUAUUGAGUCACCCUUUCAGGGAUCUAGGCGUGAUCUUUUUAGAUCUAUCCGGCAUGCUUAGCUGGGUUUUAAUUUAUCGCUGUCUCUGAUAGUAAUCGGUGUACUGGGUGAUCACGAUCGUAGAUUACUGAAGUUUGUUUCAAUUUCCAAGGAAAUUUAUAAACAAAUUAACUAUUGUUUUCUGUGAGACUAGACGACACUGCGGUGAAACCGGUGGGUAAAUUGUUGCAUUACUUUAGGUACAAGGUAUGACCGUUUGGAGACUUUAAACCAGUACAAGUUUGACGUUAGUAUAUAAGGUCGCGUGACUAGUAUAUAAAGUCCGCCAAUUUUACGUAUUACAGAAACGUAAUUCUGGUCUGAAUGUUUGCUUAUUUAUUUGUGCAGGCGGAGUCUUAUCGCGGGCUGUGUAGUGGGUUUGAUUUUUGAUAUUAGGCUGUCUAUAUCCUUAGUUUAGACCCGGGCAUAGAUAGAUAGACAGACAGACAGACAGACUCCGCUUUGAAAUGGCUGGAAACCAAAUGGCUGAUGUAAUGCGCAACGUCGAUACCGGACGUAAAGCUCGAAAUAUAGAACCUGUCUGGGAUUAUAUAGAACAGAAAUACAGACCUGAAAAUUGCGCAUCGAGGUUUUUUAUUAACCGAUAUCUACGACGGAAUAUUUUAAUGGUUCAUGACAGACGCAAUCGGCGAGCAAUACGAUUUUCCCUAAGACUUACUACAUUAAUGAUGUAUGUCUAUACGAAUCUGUCUGCGUAUGAGGUGCGUGGCCUUCUUUACCGUCAUUGUUGAAAUUUUAGUGCCAUCUGUAUCUAGAUAGAGAAACGACAGAUGGACCCAUGCUCAGAGCUGGAGUGUAAGGAGAAUUUGAUGACGCAUUAGAUGAACGUCGGUUUCUGGGGCAAGCUAGAAAUAUCAGCACGGGCCAAUAAAUGCUUCUAUCGGACAACUAGCAAUUGAUUGAUCGUGGUGUUCAAAACCAAGCAAGAUAAUAUGCAUAUGACAUAACCUGUAUUUCAACGGAGAAUAGGAUGAGAACACCGAAAGGCAAGGACCGAAUAGUAGGACAGAUGUAUUACCGAAUUCAGUUGAUACAGUCAUUAAACCUGUUCCUAUAUGUUUUCAAAGCAGUUCCGAUCUUUAUAUAAUUCAAGAAUUCAUUUGGGAAAUUAUUAGACCUAGGGGCCUAUCAUGUUGAGCAAUCAAAAUUACACUAUUGGUGGAAUAACACUUCUGCCAACCACCGUUAGGACGCCUACAUUGCGUUUGCUUUAUUAAGCAGAAAGUUACCAUAUUUCUUUAUUUUAAUUGGCAUAAUUUUGAAUUUAUGUUCGGUUUGCUUAAUGUUAAAAAAACAGUGGUCAACACUUAAAGAGAAGAGUUAGAUAAAAAAAAAUCAAUCUUUCUUCCUGUUGUUAGAUAUUAGUGAACGUUCCCAAUGAAAAUUUAGACAAAAAGGAUCCGCUAAAAACAACGUUGAACUAAUAUCUCUCUUUCGUCACCUAGUGCACUGUUACUUGUCCUUCCGGCUUUUGUGCAUUGCAGACACUUUGUUUCGGAAAAAUAAAAUAUUAUUAGAGUGUAAAUUAGCAAGACAAACGAACGCUUUAUGUUCCCAUUUCCCCUUACAGGCUUCGUCAGUGUACAGCAUUACAUUUACGGUGAUAGAUUAUUGAAAAC
This is a messenger RNA of Varroa destructor (honeybee mite), 4557 nucleotides long. RefSeq lists its product as uncharacterized. NCBI's taxonomy places the organism in Eukaryota, Metazoa, Arthropoda, Arachnida, Mesostigmata, Varroidae. The record is from RefSeq and is a predicted model, not a curated record.